Messenger RNA from Clupea harengus (Atlantic herring), 5785 nucleotides. It is a transcript of the gene hic2, whose product is annotated as HIC ZBTB transcriptional repressor 2. Gene Ontology annotation, cellular component: nucleus. Lineage: Eukaryota; Metazoa; Chordata; Actinopteri; Clupeiformes; Clupeidae. The record is from RefSeq and is a predicted model, not a curated record. Gene Ontology annotation, molecular function: protein binding; DNA-binding transcription factor activity, RNA polymerase II-specific. Gene Ontology annotation, biological process: regulation of transcription by RNA polymerase II.
GCAAAGGUAUUUCUCCUAUCGCCCCCUCUCUUCUGGCUUUUAUUCAAAUUUGGGUCAGGGGUGAGAGUUUCAACGUCACAAGCUUGCAAGAUGGCGCUGGGAAGGCUGUGAGAUGAGAAAACAGGAUGGCUAUUUGAAGACCUUCUUUCGAUGUAUUAAGGUUGUGUAGGAGCAGAGAAAGAAGCUGGAAAUGGAAUUGCCAAAUCAUGCCAAACAAUUGCUGCUGCAACUGAACCAACAACGAGCCAAAGGUUAUCUGUGUGAUGUGAUCAUAGUGGUAGAAAAUGCCCUCUUCCGGGCCCACAAGAACAUCUUGGCAGCCAGCAGUAUCUACUUCAAGUCCCUCAUCCUCCACGACAACUUGAUAAAUCUGGAUACAGACAUGGUCAACCCGUCUGUGUUUCGGCAGGUACUAGACUUCAUUUACACCGGCAAGCUUUUGUCCUCAGAUCAGGUCAGUGACCACAAUUUCAGUGCCCUCCUAACGGCAGCAAGCUACCUCCAACUUCACGACCUGGCUGCUCUGUGCAGGAAAAAGCUCAAGCGCAGUGGAAGGUCCCUCCUCACCAAGCCUACCACGCCCACCAAUGGACGAACCUCCCGCAACCAAAGGCUCUCCUCCACCCCUGUCACUCAGAUGCUAAUAUCAGGGUUAAAAGACAGUGACAAGCCCAAGCGACGCGAGGAGCUACUGAAAGAAGAGUUGUCCGAGGACGAGAUGUUCAUCGGGUCCACGGCCAACUCCCUCAGCCCUUCCACCAGUAAGAACGGAAGCAACGGCACCACUACCAGCAACAACAAUAAUAUCAGCAGCAACAGUGGAGGCAUCCAGGAGCUGGGCCUGGACCUGUCCAAGAAGAGCCCGUCUGGGAGUACAGCCACUGAAGAAGUCAGCCCCAGCAGCAUCCCCCAAGAAUCACCUCAAUCUGCCUCAGAAUCCACAGCCAACAGUGCCUCAUUUGAAGAGAACCCCACCAACCCUCAGAUGGUUGGUGGAGAACCCAUGAUCCUCGGAGAUGCAGGAGGAGGGGGCGAGGAAUCCCAGCCGCCCCCCGACGUAGACCCACACAGCAAGAACCCGCCCCGCCCCACGGCCAGGAGUCGACAGCGGCCCAAAGGUGAAGCCAAUAAAGCAGACGACUCCGAGCGAGCUGCGCUGCCCAAUGGCGUGGCCAAGAGGUUGAACGUCAACAAGAGCUCAGACGGUACCUUCCAGUGCAAGGAGGAGGAUGAGGGCAUGGAGAAUGGCCAGGAGCAGAGCGAGGAGAGCGGGAACAGUGAGAGCGAGGGCGGCCGCAACAGCGCCAACUACGUCUACCGGCAGGAGGGCUUCGAGCCGGCCCUCGGAGACAACCUGUACGUCUGCAUCCCCUGCGGCAAGGGCUUCCCCAGCUCGGAGGAGCUGAACGCCCACGUGGAGACGCACACGGAGGAGGAGCUGUACAUCAAAGAGGAGGAAGAGGAGGAUGUUUUCCCGAAGGAGGAGGAGGCAGAGGCCGAAGACCUUUCGUCCCAGGCGUCGCUGGUCAACAGCGGCGGGGAGGCCCGCCGCUUCAGCUGCUCGGUGUGCAGCCGGAGCUACAAGGAUCCCGCCACGCUCCGCCAGCACGAGAAGACCCACUGGCUCACCCGGCCCUUCCCCUGCAACAUCUGUGGCAAAAUGUUCACACAGCGCGGCACCAUGACCCGCCACAUGCGCAGCCACCUGGGCCUCAAGCCGUUCGCCUGCGAGGAGUGCGGCAUGCGCUUCACCCGCCAGUACCGGCUGACGGAGCACAUGCGCGUGCACUCGGGCGAGAAGCCAUAUGAAUGUCAGUUGUGCGGCGGCAAGUUCACGCAGCAACGCAACCUCAUCAGCCACCUCCGAAUGCACACUUCCCCAUCAUAAGCCAAAGACAGACAGCCAGGAGACCCUCUUUCCACAACAAUAAGCGCGUGUCAUGUCAAAAAAGGAAGCGCACACCCCUACUUCUUCAAAAGUAGGCGUAGAAUUUGCUUUUGUUUGUGGCGCGAGAGAAAGAGAGAGGAUAGGUGAGUGUUUCUCCUGCCUUCCAAAAUGGGAGAAGUGGUCAAUUUAAGGAAGUUCCAACCAAGGAAAAAAAGCAUCAUUAUCUCUUCAAAAAAAAUCGGUAUGAUUUUAACAUCCUUUGACUUUACUACAUGCUGUGAAUGUAUGGUUGGGGUACUUAUGCUGUUUUUGUGGCUUCAUAGGACAACCAGACCACUACAAACCCGAUGCAGUCUGUGUUUGGCAGUAUGCCUUCAUUUCUGUGAUGUGUGUCUCGUGUCCAUUUGGUCGGGGGGGGGGGUUUAUGUUGGUAUCCCAAACAUACACACUUUUUAUUUCCUGAUCACAAUCCUGCUGUGGAGCAUUGGCUUUGGAAAGGAGAAUCCUAAAGUCAGUUAAGGAAAUCCUUGAGACAAAUAAGUAUAUUGUGACCAUAAGAUUAUUUUAAACAUAUAUUUUAAAUUCAGAGGAAGAUUUAAAAAAAAAAAAAAAAAAAAAAUAACUUUCCCUUACUAUGGCAAUUAAGUGUUUCCAAGGGUCUCAAAGAUAGUGUUGUCAGACAUACCAAAACUAGGAACUGUCUGAAAUCAUUACUGUGGUGUUUCAUGAAAGCUUUGUGCAUCCAACCAAACAUUUCCUAUGAUUUCUGCUCAAUACCACUUGUCCAUAAAGACACUUCUGGAUGUGCCUGGAACAGUUUUCGUGAUGGGUUUCAAACCAAUUGUCCGCAAAGUGAAUUUGCAACAUCGCCAGCCAUCUCCUAUGACGGGUGUUUUUUUUUUUUCCCCAGCUUAGUCUGUUUUCUCUUCCUGAACCAAAUAUCUCUGUCUUUGGAUCAGCCUUUUAAGUUUGUAUGAUCUGUACUAUCAGUUCUGAAAGUUGGUUUCACCAUAUGAACAGAGGACCUCUAUAAAACAUUUUUUUUUUUAAAAACACCCUCCAUUUUGAGAUCCUGGUCGUGAUUAGCAUACUUAAGCACUUUUGGUUUGAAACCCCUGUCCCUCGAGGGCCCUCCCAGUGUGCCGUGGGGGAGAGUAAUUAUAAACCCAUACACGCAUCAAUCCACAGCUCGGUUACACCUGGACAGUCUUGUGGGUCCGUGGUAUGAGAAAUCAUUUGGAAUCUUUUUAAGCUGUGUCGUUUACUCAUAGUAUAUAGGGGUUUACUCUCAAAGAAAAAGCCAAACAAAAUGGUACUUGUUUUAGAUAACUUAUUGUUAUGCUUCUGUGAAUGUUUAAACUGGAAGUUCUUUUGAUAUUUCCUUUGGGGAUCAGUAACGGGGUUGGCUUGGGUGAUGGGUCGGGUGGGGACUCUUUAGUGAAUGUUGAGCUUCAGAUUCUGUUGGUACUGUUGUGUUUUUACAGUUUUGUUUUUCCCUCACUGAAAAAAAAAAAACGACAGGUCUAUUUGAAUAGUCCUGUCACAUUGCUACCUCUUAAUUCUUCUUAAGAACAAUACAUUCAUUAAUGGAAAUAUGGGGAUUCCUGACAUAUAAAUGUAUAAAAAGUUUGCUGAGGCUUUUGAAAUGUUUGUAACCUGCCCAUCUCUCAACAAAGGUUUUAAUGCUACAUUUACAAAGUUUUAAACCUAUUAUAGUAGAAAAUAGCUUCUUGGACGCAUGUAUUUAAGGUAUUGUAAUUUUCUUGCCUAGCGCAAAUGAUGAUAAAAAUGUAAAGUUUAUGUAAGUGAAAUCCAAAGAGAAGGUAUUGUCAUGGAGAAAUGGCUACAAACAAAACUUUCCUGUAGAAGUUCACAACCAAAGUGUUUCAAUAUUGGAAAUCAACACUGCAGCUGGUGAAAGAUGAUCUCUCCCAAGUUUAUAUAUUUUUCCGUAGUUCUUGAGAGUGCAACAUAGUGAAAGAAUUAUGUUUAGUCUUUGGCAUUGUACUAAAACCAAUGAUCACUUGUGUUAAACUUCUGCUGAUCGGUGGGCCGGUGGCUUUGCCUUUGAAGUUUACAGUAGUCUCUCAACAGUGUCUUUCUGUCUCCAUGUCCUUACUUCGUCUUCAGGAGGACUUUUUGUUGAAGAACUUCAGAAGGACUAAUUUAUUUUAGUUCAGACCAAAAAUGAGAAGAAAAAAAACUGAAAAAAAAAACUGAGUAGGACAUUUGUUAGGUUUGUGUGUUACAUGUUGACCAUACUUUUGGAAGAUCAUUGAGGGAGGAAUGGAUGCACUGGAUUGAUAUAUUUUUUUUUUUUCUGUCAUGUUUUCUUUUAGUAUCAAUAGAAAUUGUCUCAGGCUAAACUUUUGCCCACUUGAGUGGCAUCGUACCACAAGUAUCACUGUUGACCAAUGUUGUGUGAAAAAGGAUUGCAUGGUUUUAGAAUGUUUUAAUUAUACAAAAGAUUCAGUUCUCUGAGGUUACUGACACUAGGGUUAAUGUUACGUAAUCCAGAUUGUCAAAGCAACACUGGUGCAUGUAAACUUCUGCUGAAUUCCUCGAUGCCAUUUAUUGCAAAUGUUUUAGACAGAUCCUCAAAACUCUAAAGGCCAAUUCCAGUGUAUCGCAUUCCGUGUGUAAAUCUUCGCCUUCUCAAUGCAACUCCCGUCAGCAUUCCGUUUUUGGGUUUGUUUUUUUUGUUAUGGUUCUUUCUCUUCCAACACAAGGGGUUUUACUGUUGAUGACCAUAGGAUGCAGCUAUAGUCACGUUGAACUGUGGAGCACUGUUAACAGGCAACUUUGUCCUGGAAUUGUAGUCCCGCCCCUCCUUUCUCGGCCCGGUCCGCCAAAGUCUGUUCAUCAACUGCGUUCUUUUAUCUCAGACGUUCCACAGCCAAGGUUUGGUAACGCUUUCUGUGUUUGGGACCAUAGAGGUUUUUCCACCAUCUAGCGAAGACGGGAAUGAGCCCAGGUCAUGCUCCCAAAGCCUGGUGUGGUCUCUGUUCCCACUUCCUCCCCCUUUUUUACUAGUGUCAGGGGGGAAACAUGGUAGAUCAUCUCACAUGAUAGGCUGGUGGGCUUGUCAUUAAUGGAGCCCACUGAAGUUUAUUACCAACCGUGCUGGGCCGAGAGCCGCAGCCACACACCAGUACUUUACAAAGUCGUUAUCUUUGCUGGUGAUUUCAGCGUCAUCCAUAAAUGUUUGUAAUGGUGAUCUCGGACAAAGAAUGGCAACAAAAAAAAUAAUAAUUAUCUCAGUUCACCCACGUUUGUCUGUAGAGCGGGUUGCCAUAAACCUACUUAACUCCUCAGCUCAGGGAGACUCUUAUUUUUUUUCUUUUUUUUUCUCCUUGUCAUCCAUCGUUACCAUGGAGGAUUCCAGGAGAAAGUUGCUGUUGAUCUCUUGCGUACCUGUCAGCACUUAAUCAGUUUUUAACAUCAAUGUCUAAGAGAAGUGUUGGGUGGCAAGAAUUGAUUUUCUUGAUGUAGGCAUUCAGAUUAUAGCUGGGGGAACUAUAGAAAGAGAGCAGGGGGGAGGGGGGAAAGACGACAAAGUUUCAAACUGUGACAAUAAUAUUUCUACUUCAAGACUUCAGGGAUGGUUCUGCAGCUUUUAAAUGUGGAACUUUCAACUACAUUUGUAAGACUGUGUCAAUACUGUGUCAAUUUCUGUAUUUUAAUGAUGAAAAGCAAAACACUAGUUUCCUAUUAAAAGAAAAAUAGAUUUUAAGAGAGUGUGUCCCAUUUCAAACAGCGCCUUGAAAAAAAGGUAGGGAGUGUUCAUGAGAAAUUACUUUAACCUUCGAAUGUUUUAGAACAAAAAAAUAGUAGUAAGCAUAAAUUGUAUAAACAACAAAGAUUUAAAAAAAAGGAAAAAAAAAAGAAAAAAAAGAA